Perognathus longimembris pacificus (Pacific pocket mouse) is the source of this 1095-nucleotide messenger RNA. RefSeq names its product melanoma-associated antigen B10-like. The record is from RefSeq and is a predicted model, not a curated record. Lineage: Eukaryota; Metazoa; Chordata; Mammalia; Rodentia; Heteromyidae. Gene Ontology annotation, biological process: negative regulation of transcription by RNA polymerase II. The coding region runs from base 1 to 1095 and encodes 364 amino acids. Gene Ontology annotation, cellular component: nucleus. The transcript has a single exon.
AUGCCUAGGGGUCUGAAGAGUAAGAUUCGUGCUCGUGAGAAACGCCGUAGGUCUCAGGAAGAGCAUCAGGCCCAGGAAGAGCGUCGGGUCCAGGAAGAGCUAGAGCUAGCAACUAUGACUAUGAUGGCAGCUCAGGCCAGUGCAAUAGAGAGAGGCAAUUCUAGAUCCUCUUCCUCCUCUUAUCCCAGGAGCAAUUUAGAGAAUUUAGGUGCUCCUGGGGCAACCAGCAAUCCUCAGGAGCCAUCUGAAGCUCAGCUUACCACCACUGCUAUUGGAGCUUCUACAAACACAAGAUCUACUAGAGGAAGCCUCAACCAAAGGGCAGAAAGGCCAAGAGUCUCCCAAGCUCAGCAUGCCCCUAGGCCUAGAAGAUUUCCAUUUCAUACGGUGCUUGUAUUGGUAUACUUUCUGCUGUAUAAAUAUAGAAUGAAGGAGCCUAUCACAAAGGGAGAAAUGGUGAGAAAUGUAAUCCAAAUGCACAAGGUCUACUUCCUUGAGAUCCUGAAAAGCGCAUGUUAUCAACUGGAGCUGGUGUUCGGCCUUGAUAUGAGGGAAAUGGACCCCAUCAGACACGUAUAUAUCCUCGUAAACAAAUUAGAGCUGAGCAGUGAAACAAUCCUGAAUAAUGAUGGUGUUCCCAAGACAGGCUUGUUAAUGACUAUCUUGGCUGUGAUUUUCAUGAGAGGCAAUCGUGCUUCUGAGGAGCACAUUUGGAGAUUCCUGAAUGCAAUGGGUUUACAUAGAGACCUUGAACACUUUGCUUUUGGGGAGCCCCAAUUGCUAAUCCAUGAUGGUUUUGUGAAAGAAAAGUAUCUGGAAUACCGGCAGGUGGACAAAAGUAAUCCUCCACGCUAUGAAUUCCGGUGGGGCCCAAGAGCCCAUGCUGAAACUUCCAAGAUGAAAGUGCUGAAGUUUUUAGCCAACGUCUUCCAUACCAGCCCUAGAGCCUUCCCAUCCUGGUAUAGAGAAGCACUGAAAGAUGAGGAAGAAAAAGCACAGGCCAGAGCUGUGGCCAGAGCGGAUUCCAGGGCUCAUAUUAAUGCCACAGUCAGUGCACGUUCCAAGAUUGUUUCUUCCUGCCCUCAAAAAGUUUGA